Molecule: messenger RNA, 3250 nt
Organism: Haliotis rufescens (red abalone)
Lineage: Eukaryota; Metazoa; Mollusca; Gastropoda; Lepetellida; Haliotidae
Product: U4/U6 small nuclear ribonucleoprotein Prp3-like
Exons: 20
Coding region: 116-2026 (636 amino acids)
Biological process (GO): mRNA splicing, via spliceosome
Cellular component (GO): U4/U6 x U5 tri-snRNP complex
Source: RefSeq, a predicted model, not a curated record
UUCUUGUACCGCUAGCCAAUCAAAUGUACCGUUACAUACACAACCAACACACGCCAUUUUGUUCGUCGAUUUUGCGAAUUUUCACGUGCUCAAGAACUGUGUUUUCAAUAGAGAGAUGUCUCUAUCGAGAAGAGAGUAUGAUGAUCUGAAGUCUGUCUUGGACAAGACUGUGCACAAGUUCCUGGGUUUCAGUGAGCCCACGUUGGUUUCGGCUGCUCUGGACUGUAUCGACCGAGGAUAUGACAGGAAGAAGACUGUCGACAAGCUGACGGCCAUGCUGGACACCGGUCAAGCCAGCAAGUUUGUGGACAAAGUGUUCAGUGUCUGGGAAGAGUACAGGUCCAGCACCAAACAUGGCCGCACCAAGAAGAGAAAGGAUGAUGAGAAGGAGGAAGGCACAGAGCGAGUAAAGAAGCGGCGGUUCGCUGAUGACACAGCAAGUGUGAUUCCUGGCCCAGGUCAACCAAGUCCCGGACAGCUGACGGCAGAUAAAAUCAAAGACAUGAUGAUGAAUGCCCAGAAGAUGAUUCAAGAGAGGAAGGCACAGAUCCAGGCCACCAUGCCCCCAAGCAACCCUGCCCUGGGUACAGCAGGACUCAUGACUGAUGCCAUGGACAAGGCGAGACGGGCCGCGGAGCUACAGGCCCAGAUACAGGCCCGACUCACCGGGCUCAGUCAGUCCGUCCCCGGCCUGAAGCAGAUUGCAUUGUCAGGCCCCACCCCCCUGAUCCUGAAUGAGGAGGGUCAGACGAUUGAUGCUAACACCGGCAUGGCAGUUCAGCUGCAGUUACACACUCCCACACUCAAGGCCAACAUCCGAGCCAAGCGGCGGGAGCAGUUCAAGGGCCUGAUAGACAAGCCGCCGGAGGAGAUCAGUGACAGCAAGUUCUUCGACCCCCGAGUCGGUGCUAAGGGUGCCACGAGACAGAAGCGAUCCUUCAAGUUCCAUGACAAGGGCAAAUUCGAGUCACUGGCCCAGAGGCUCAGAACAAAGGCCCAGCUCGACCGGCUGCAGAAUGAGAUCGCUUCAGCUGCCAAGAAGACGGGUAUAGCCUCCGCUGCCAAACUGGCAACAAUAGUGCCGAAGAAGGAGAUAAAAGAGGGAGACACGCCGGACAUUGAGUGGUGGGACUACUUCAUCACCAUUAAGGAAUCAUAUGAGGAACUGCCUUCAGACAAGGUAUCAAGACGAGCCAUGUUACAGGGUAUCACCAUGCUAGUUGAACAUCCAGCUCAACUCAGGCCACCUGCUGAGCCCACGAAAGAGAUCAGCAUCCCUGUGUAUCUCACCAAGAAGGAGAGGAAGAAACUGAGGAGGCAGAACAGGCAGGAGGCGGAGAAGGAGCUCCAGGAGAAGAUCCGUCUCGGGCUCCAGCCGCCACCGGAACCUAAAGUGCGGAUGGCCAACCUGAUGCGAGUGCUGGGUACGGAGGCGGUGCAGGACCCCACCAAGAUAGAGGCUCACGUCAGGGCACAGAUGGCCAAGAGGCAGAAAGCUCACGAGGAGGCCAACGCAGCUCGGAAGUUGACGACGGAACAGAGGCGGGAAAAGAAGAUGAAGAAAAUCAAGGAAGACACAACACUAGGAGUGAACGUCAAUGUGUAUAGAGUUCGUGAUCUCAACAACCCAGCUCGGAAGUUCAAGAUAGAAGCUAACGCCAAUCAGUUGUUCAUGACAGGGUUUGUCGUGAUGUACAAGGACUGCAAUGUGAUAGUCGUGGAGGGAGGUCCGAAGCAGCAGCGAAAGUUCCGGCGCUUGAUGAUGCAGAGGAUCAAAUGGGCUGAGGACACCAAGAAGAAGAAGGAUGACGAUGACAGUGACUCGGAGGAAGAGGAGGAGAAGUACAACAAAUGUGUGCUGGUGUGGGAGGGUAUGACAAAAGCAAGAGCCUUCUCUGAAAUGAAGUUCAAGCUGUGUCCAACAGAAUCCUUCGCUCGUGAACAAUUCAGGAAGUGUGGUGUGGAACACUACUGGGACUUGGCCUUCAGUGGUGCUGUGUUAGAGACAGCGGGGGAGGAGGUAUGAUGACCGGGGAAGACACUACUGGGACGCGACAGUCGGUUGCACCGUCUUGAAGAAGGCAAGGAUGAUGUGUGAUGCUUGGAUGGGAGAGACAGGAGGAGGCACAUGGUUAUUGCCUUGAAUGGAAACUUCCCAUGGAGGAGAAGACGGAGACGUGGGAAGGCAAGGGAAUGAGCAGGAGGAAGGUCAUGUGAAGAAUAUGGACACUCACUUCAUUCCUCAAUGGAUAAUAGCUAUGGAGUGUGAAUGCUGACUAGAUGUGGUGAAAUAACAGAUAACGUAUACUGAAGCUGACAUGUUUAACGCCCAAUCUCCUAUUGAAGACAUGCCUUUCAGAUACUUUUAUCAGGAGUUUAUCAAGGCUCAUGUCAUGUCCAAGGUGGCCCUCUGUGGUCCACAUCUACGGUUAGGGACGUACUUGACGUCACAGCCUGGUGACCUGGGGCCUACUGGAUCCGUGUGUUAAUCAUUAAAGGCGAUUUCCUUGUUUGAAACAAAACUUGCUGAUUUGGUGAAGAUAAUCAGAAAAUGACAGUCUGCAGUUUGAUUGUGAAUUUACAGUGAAUAUAGAAGUGCCAGUUUAACCAGGGUUUUACCGUAUUCACAAAGGGUCCUAUCAGGCAGUAUGAGGGCCCUGUAAAUUAAUGAAAUGGUGUAGUGUAGUGUACGUUUAGACAGCAAAAGACAGGGGUUGGUUUAUGUCCCAGGUCACUCACACCAGAAUGUCAGAAUAACUUGUCAUACUUGUGAACGCUGUGGAGCAAGAUCUACAUGGUCUGGUAAGACGGGAGUUGGUUUAUUGUCGAUAUGUCCCAGAUCACUCACUCUAGAAUGUCAGAAUAACUUGUCAUACUUGUGAGCGCUGUGGAGCAAGAUCUACAUGGUCUGGGAAGACGGGAGUUGGUUUAUUGUGAAUCAUGUCCCAGGUCACUCACUCCAGAAUGUCAGAAUAACUUGUCAUACUUGUGAACGCUGUGGAGCAAGAUCUACAUGGUCUGGUAAGACGGGAGUUGGUUUAUUGUUAAACAUGUCCCAAGUCACGCACUCAUGUCUGUGCAAUGUCUGUGCAAUGUCAGACUAGGAAGCCCUGCAAGGUUAUUUAGUAGGGUGAGGUGAGGUGAGGUGAAAUGGGGUUUAAUGUCGCGUCCAAGAUAAUUGCACUUAUAUAGCGAUGUGCAUGCACGUGUGUGUGUGUGUGGCUGCUUGUACUAGACUGGACUGAUGCCG